Messenger RNA from Arctia plantaginis, 309 nucleotides. NCBI's taxonomy places the organism in Eukaryota, Metazoa, Arthropoda, Insecta, Lepidoptera, Erebidae. The record is from the annotation of a GenBank genome assembly.
AUGAGCGGAGCAAACGGCCUGAGAAGACGAGGAAGACAAACGUAUACUAGAUAUCAAACGCUAGAGUUAGAGAAAGAGUUCCACACGAAUCACUACCUCACGCGGAGGAGACGUAUAGAAAUGGCACAUGCACUUUGUUUGACGGAGCGACAAAUCAAAAUAUGGUUCCAGAAUCGAAGGAUGAAAUUAAAGAAGGAGAUUCAAGCUAUAAAGGAGUUAAAUGAACAAGAAAAGCAAGCUCAGGCACAAAAGGCGGCAGCAGCUGCGGCGGCGGCCGCUGCUGCUGCGCAGGGCCAUCCUGAGCACUAG